UCCCGGGGAGCAGCUGCUGCCGCCGCCGAAGCCGAAGCCGAAGCCGCUGCCGCCGCCGCCGCCGCCGCCGCCGCCGUUCAGCGACCUCCGCGUUCGGGAGUAGAAUUCGGAAUCCCUGCGCCUGGCUAACAAUGAAGCAGAGUUCCAACGUGCCGGCUUUUCUCAGCAAGCUGUGGACGCUGGUGGAGGAAACCCACACCAAUGAGUUCAUCACCUGGAGCCAGAAUGGGCAAAGUUUUCUGGUCUUGGAUGAGCAGAGAUUUGCAAAAGAAAUUCUUCCCAAGUACUUCAAACACAAUAACAUGGCCAGCUUUGUGAGACAACUAAAUAUGUAUGGCUUCCGUAAAGUGGUACAUAUCGACUCUGGAAUUAUAAAACAGGAAAGAGAUGGCCCUGUUGAAUUUCAGCAUCCUUACUUCAAACAAGGCCAGGAUGACUUGUUGGAGAACAUUAAAAGGAAGGUUUCAUCUUCAAAACCAGAGGAAAAUAAAAUUCGUCAGGAAGAUUUAACAAAAAUUAUAAGUAGUGCUCAGAAGGUUCAAAUAAAACAAGAAACUAUUGAGUCCAGGCUUUCAGAAUUAAAAAGUGAAAACGAGUCCCUUUGGAAGGAGGUGUCAGAAUUAAGAGCAAAGCACGCACAGCAGCAGCAAGUUAUUAGGAAGAUUGUCCAGUUUAUUGUUACAUUGGUUCAGAAUAAUCAGCUUGUGAGCUUAAAACGUAAAAGGCCUCUACUUCUAAACACUAAUGGAGCUCAAAAGAAGAAUCUAUUUCAGCACAUAGUCAAAGAACCAACUGAUAAUCACCAUCAUAAAGUUCCACAUAGUAGGACUGAAGGUUUAAAGUCAAGAGAGCGGAUUUCAGAUGACAUAAUUAUUUAUGAUGUUACUGAUGAUAAUGCGGAUGAAGAAAAUAUUCCAGUUAUUCCAGAAACUAAUGAGGAUGUUAUAUCUGAUCCCUCCAACUGUAGCCAGUAUCCUGAUAUUGUGAUUGUUGAAGAUGACAAUGAAGAUGAGUAUGCUCCUGUCAUUCAGAGUGGAGAUCAGAACGAACUAGCCAGAGAGUCGUUCAGUUUGGGAACCGCUGGCAGCAGCCCUGUUAUGUCUGGUGCUGUCCAGCUAAAUGGCUCAUCCGGUCUGCCCUCCGAAGAUCCUGUGACCAUGAUGGAUUCCAUUUUGAAUGAUAACAUUAACCUUUUGGGAAAGGUUGAGCUGUUGGAUUAUCUUGACAGCAUUGAUUGCAGUUUAGAGGACUUCCAAGCUAUGCUUUCAGGAAGACAGUUUAGCAUAGACCCAGAUCUUCUGGUUGAUCUUUUCACUAGUUCUGUGCAGAUGAAUCCCACAGAUUACAUCAAUAAUACAAAAUCUGAGAAUAAGGGAUUAGAGGCUACUAAGAGCAGUGUCAUUCAACAAGUUUCAGAAGAGGGAAGAAAAUCCAAGUCCAAACCAGAUAAACAACUUAUCCAGUAUACUGCCUUUCCACUUCUUGCACUCCUCGAUGGAAACCCUGCUUCUGCUCUUGAACAGGGGAGUACAACAGCAUCAUCAGAAGUUAUACCCUCUACAAAUAAACCUGUAGAAGUUGAUGAGCUUCUGGCUAGCAACCUGGACCCAGAACCAACCCAAAGUAAGCUUGUUCGCCUGGAACCGUUGACUGAAGCUGAAGCUAGUGAAGCCACACUGUUUUAUUUAUGUGAACUUGCUCCUGCACCUCUGGAUAGUGAAAUGCCACUUUUAGAUAGUUAAAACCCACAAAUGGACACUAUGUAUAUAUUCAUCAAAAUGAUGAAGUAUUUAUUUUAAAGUAUCAUUUGGUACUUUGUUUUGUAAAUUACUUUUUGUUUAAUCAGAUACUGUGGAAUAAAAGCACCUUUUGCUUUUCUCACUAACCACACUCUUGCAAAGCUUUCAGAUGUUACUCGGCUGCCUAGGUAUAUAAAUUUUAAUGCACAUUAUUGGAAUAUCUUAAGUUGAAUUCAAAUGACCAUUUUCUCAAGUUGUAGUAAUUUGAAUUUUUUUAUAUACAAAUAUGACCAUUUAAUCCCAGUUGAACUUGUUUAUUUGCAAUUGAGUUUAAGUUUUUAGAACUAAAGAUAGAAAACUCUGUUCUAGUUAGUUUUAUUAAAGUAUUUUUGACUUGGUUUAUUUGUAAAACUGGGAACAUAAAGUGCCUGUAUCUUGUAAUAUUUCAAGUCUUUCUUGGUUCAGAGAAAUUCUUUUAUGUUCAGAGAAAUGUGUUAGUAACAGAAAAGGCAAAGUGUGCACGAGUAAUCUCUGAAGGGGUUCCAGCUCCACAUAUGUGAAAGAACGUGGAGACAGGUGGUUGCAGUUAAACCCGUCCACUUAGACUAGCUCAAGUAUGUUUUUGGGUUUGUUCUUUUGAACCAUGGUAUUUAGUAAAUAAAUAUGACGAAUGUUGA
This is a messenger RNA of Peromyscus californicus insignis, 2416 nucleotides long. It is a transcript of the gene Hsf2, whose product is annotated as heat shock transcription factor 2. Gene Ontology annotation, biological process: regulation of DNA-templated transcription. The record is from RefSeq and is a predicted model, not a curated record. NCBI's taxonomy places the organism in Eukaryota, Metazoa, Chordata, Mammalia, Rodentia, Cricetidae. The transcript is spliced from 13 exons. The coding region runs from base 132 to 1742 and encodes 536 amino acids. Gene Ontology annotation, molecular function: DNA-binding transcription factor activity; sequence-specific DNA binding.